This is a messenger RNA of Penaeus indicus, 3445 nucleotides long. Its product is annotated as alpha-mannosidase 2C1-like. Lineage: Eukaryota; Metazoa; Arthropoda; Malacostraca; Decapoda; Penaeidae. Gene Ontology annotation, biological process: oligosaccharide catabolic process; mannose metabolic process. The transcript is spliced from 22 exons. Gene Ontology annotation, molecular function: carbohydrate binding; alpha-mannosidase activity. The record is from RefSeq and is a predicted model, not a curated record. Bases 128 to 3367 code for a protein of 1079 amino acids.
GAGAGACAGCGGAGUGCGAAUAAUAAGGAUUAUUGCAGAGUUCGAAUAAGGAAGACAUAGAUGUGCGGAUAGGGAAAGCGCAGAAGUGCGAAUUGGCGAAAAUAAAAGAAAGUAAACAAAAAGUAACAUGGCGGAUCCGGGGGUGCAGGCAAGCAUCCACAAGAACCUCAAGACGACGCUUCCGAGGAUCGACAAUUACAUCAACUCCACCAGAUUCUCGAGCGUCAACCUCAAGGGCCGACUGUAUGCCGACACCCGCCCUGUCUCCCUGAGUCACUGGGCGGUGCCAGGCGGCGAGGGGGCAUGGCAGAGCUGGACCUUCGAGGAGGUGAUGCAACAGAACUUCCUCCCCACCAGCGUCGGCGAGUCAUUUGGACCGACAUGGACCACGCAUUGGUUCAAGGUAGAGUAUGAGAUACCUGAGGAAUGGGUUGGACACGAAGUGAGGUUCAGAUGGGCUACAGGGAGCGAGGCGUCUGUGUGGACCACCGACGGGAAACUCUUGCAGGGCCUCUCCACGGGCACGGGUCACCAAAUGCGCCCCGAUUACGUCAUCACCAGGAGCUACGAAGGGGGCGCCGGGAAUCAAGUCUUUUACGUUGAGAUGGCCGCCAACAGACUCUUCGGUGCCGGAGAUGGCGACGAUCUGACGCCGCCCAAUCCAAAUAAGUAUUAUACACUCACCAGGGCCGAAAUUUCAAAGUUCGACACCCAAGUGUACAAGUUGAUCCGUGACCUGGAAGUGUUGCACCAGCUGGCGGACGUGUUGCAGAAUGAUCCGCGUGGCUACCAGGCCCUCUACACGGCCAACCAGAUGGUAAACUCCAUUAUUGCCAAGGAUGAAAGCGGUGCCAGCCAGCUCGCCGACCGCCACUUCGCCAAGGGCAACGGUGCCAGAGCCCACACUCUCUCGGCCAUCGGGAACUGCCACAUCGACUCGGCCUGGCUCUGGCCCUAUUCGGAGACCAAGAGGAAGGUGGGCAGGAGCUAUGCGUCGCAGGUCAGACUGAUGGAGGACUACCCUGAAUUGGUCUUCGUGGCGUCGCAGGCACAGCAGUGGGCGUGGUGCAAGCAGUAUUAUCCGGACUUGUUUGAGCGCGUGAAGAUGCAGGUGCAAGCAGGCAAAUUCCUCCCCGUGGGCGGCACGUGGGUGGAGAUGGACGGCAACAUUCCAAGCGGGGAGUCCUUCAUCAGGCAGUUCCUCCACGGCCAGCGGUUCUACCAGCAAGAACUCGGAGUGACCUGUAAAGAGUUCUGGUUGCCGGACACCUUCGGGUAUUCCGCUCAGAUUCCGGCAAUGAUGAGGCACAUGGAUCUGUCCCGCUUCCUAACUCAGAAGUUGAGCUGGAGUAUGGUGAACAAAUUUCCUCACCACAACUUCACGUGGGAAGGGAUAGAUGGCAGCACCGUUCUCGCUCACUUCCCGCCGGGUGACUCUUACAACAUGAACACCACCGUAGAAGAAGCGGUGCGGACCGUGAGCAACUUGGAGGACAAGGGGCGAGUGAGUACCUCGGCCUUUCUCUUCGGAUAUGGCGACGGAGGAGGCGGCCCCACGCAGGACAUGCUGGAGAGGGCCAGGAGGCUCAAGGAUACGGACGGAUGCCCGAAAAUGAACAUCGUCACCCCCGACGUGCUAUUCUCCACCCUGGAGAACGAACAGCAUAACAUGUGUCGUUGGGUUGGAGAAUUGUACCUUGAGCUGCACAACGGUACUUACACUAGCCAGGCGGAUAUGAAGAGGCUGUGCAGGAGUGCGGAAUUCCACCUUCGCGACGCCGAGUUCCUCCUGAGUACCGCUUCGGCCUCGCUGGGGGUCGCCGCUUCAGCCCUUCUCCAGGCUUCCUUGGAGUCCCUAGACAGCGCGUGGAAGAAGGUCCUCCUCAAUCAAUUCCACGACGUCCUUCCUGGCUCUGGUAUCGGUAUCAUCUACCCCGAAGCGACGAGGUACUACGAAGAAGCCAUCGCCGCCGCUAUGGGGGUGUGGCACGACUCAGCAGACGCUUUGUUUGGUGCGUUCGAGUAUAAAGAUUUCUUGUCUCUUUGGCUCUCUGUUUCUGGUUUCUGGUCUCUCGAAGUGUGGAGCGGCGGUGAGCAGACCUGGACCGCCUUCAACACCCUCCAGUGGGCCCGCGAGGAGGUGGUGGCGGCCCAGACACGGAGCGGCGGCGAAGAGGAACGUUCCGCGGGUUACGUUCUUGUCCAAGCGCCGCCCCUGGGAUAUGCCGUUCUAGAAGGGGUCAGCCCGACGAGUCCUGUUAGUCUCACUGAGACAGAUGGCCUUUUCGUGCUGGACAACGGCCUGCUCCGAGCCGAAAUCAACGCAUACGGACAGGUGGUGAGCUUAGUGACAGCUGGAGACUACCGCGACGUGUUCAGGAAGGAAGAUGGUUCCCAGCUGGCGGGCAAUCAGCUGGUUCUCUUCGACGACGAACCGCUUGUCUUCGAUGCCUGGGAUGUGAUGGACUACCACCUGGAGACGCCCGUGGUUCUCAACCAGGAAGGGUCUGGCCGCUCAGUGUCUCCCGUGACGGUCGUGGAGGCGGGUCCCUUGCUGGCUCGUCUUCGCUGGAGCGUCGACAUCAGCAGCGACUCGACCCUCACGCAGGACAUCGAACUCAGAGCCUCGACCCCGUAUCUGAUCUUCAGCACUGUCGUCGACUGGCAAGAGGAUCGGAAGAUUUUGAAAGUGCUGUUCGACCACAACGUGAUGGCCAGAAACGCCUCCUUCGACAUCCAGUUUGGCCAUCUCGAGCGCCCGACGCACAUGAACACCUCGUGGGACUCGGCUCGCUAUGAAGUCUGUGGCCACAAGUGGGCUGACGUCUCUGAACCGAACUGGGGCUUCGCGGUUCUCAACGACAGCAAAUACGGCUGGAUGGCGAGAGGGAACCACUUGACCCUUUCUCUCCUGAAGGCCCCGAAGUCUCCUGACGAUACGUGCGACAUGGGGAGUCAUGAGUUCAAGUACGCCCUCAUGCCUCAUGUAGGUACAGUGAACGAAGCCGGAGUCGCGCGGAGGGCAUACGAAUUCAACAAUCCCCUACGCCUCCUCCAGCUCCCAACGGCCACCACCUCGACGCAGCCCUCAUGGUCCGCGAUGACCGUGGAGGGCGAGGGAGCUGUCCUGCACGCCAUCAAACCCGCGGAGGAUGGGUCAGGAGAGGUGGUCCUCCGGCUCUUCGAGUGUCACGGCAGCAAGAGUAAAGUGAAGCUCCACACUUCGCUGCCCAUCACGGACGUACACAACUGCAACGGGAUGGAAGUCAAAGGAUCGCAGGCAGCGUUUUCGAAAGAAGGAGAGGAAACCACCAUUUCUCUCUCCCUCUCUCCCUUCUCCAUCAUAGCUCUGAGACUCUCCUUCUAGGUGGAGUCAAGGAGGCGUUGGGUCGGGUUACGAUGGGUGCCCGUUUUCUGUGUGUUUGUUUGUUUGUUUAUUUUGAGG